Molecule: messenger RNA, 1665 nt
Organism: Aureobasidium musti
Lineage: Eukaryota; Fungi; Ascomycota; Dothideomycetes; Dothideales; Saccotheciaceae
Source: the annotation of a GenBank genome assembly
AUGCCGGGAAUACGACCCCAGAUGUUGCUAUCGCGAGCGGCCAGACGCUAUGUGUCAACUUCUCGAGGUCCACGAGGUCCGCGCAGUAUUCUCAACAAGGCACGAACACCAUCCCGAAUCACACCUCGCCCGUCCAGAGCUUCUCCAUUGUCUGCGAAUAGCCGCCACCNNAGUCCCUCACAGCAGCCGAAUCAGCAGAACAAGCCAGAUGAGCAGUCUCAGCAAACACCAGAAGAAACGUCGAAAAAUGCUCUUGUAGCUACAGCUCUCGCCGAAAAUCAGUCCUCGGAUCUUGUUGCACCUGUGACCAUCCCAGACGAUCCAAAUGGUGUGCUUACACCAAGCCAUCCAGCAUGGCAUAUGCUCAACAACAGCUCAUUGGUCAUUCAGCGACAGAUCGAGAUGAUGAAUGUCUUCCUUGGAUUUGAACAAGCCAACAGAUACGUCAUUAUGAAUGGUCGAGGAGAAACAAUCGGAUACAUGGCUGAGCAGGAUCAUGGAAUGGGAAGCAUGCUGGUACGCCAGAUGGCAAAGACUCACCGUAGUUUUACCUGCCACAUCUUCGACAACAGCGAGAGGGAAAUUUUGCGUAUUCAUCGACCUUUCUCUUGGAUUUCGUCACGCAUCCGCAUCUACGACCCUACUACCUCAGGCGAAUACUCCCAAUCGGAUUCUUUACAAGGCACUUCUGUCCAAUCAACCAUCAACCAGACUUCUGCAGCGCAAAUAUCACCUCUUCCCCUCAACGACAUGCGUAUCAUUGGUGAAGCACAACAGCAAUGGGCUCCACUUCGCCGCAAAUACAACCUCUUCAAUUACCGAUCUAUCGCUCCCGCCUCUGACUCAACACCAAAGUUGACCUCUGGAGACGCACCCAAUACCUCGACCAAAGCUCUUGCAGUCACAGAAGGCACCUCCGAACAAGCCAUCGAAGCCGGCAUGCAACAAUUCGCCUACGUCAACGAACCGUUCUUGUCCUGGGACUUUUCUCUCAAAGAUGCAGACGACAACAAGAUUGGCAGUGUAAAUCGUAACUUUGUCGGGUUUGCAAGAGAGAUAUUCACGGAUACUGGUGUUUAUGCUUUGCGCAUGGAUUCUGCUGCGCUAGAGGAAGGGGCUCAAGAACAAAUCGCUAUGACGCUGGAUCAAAGAGCUGUUAUGCUUGCUACGGCUGUCAAUAUUGACUUUGACUACUUCUCGAGGCAUAGUGGGCAUGUUGGUGGUGGUGGCUUUUUCCCUAUGUGGUUCCCUGGCAUGGGUGGCGCCGCCGAGGGAGGCGCAGUAGGUGGAGCAGCAGGGGGUGCUGCUGGCGAGGUUGGUGCCGCAGAAGGUGCUGCAGGAGCCAUGGGCAGGGGUGUUGCUGGAUCUGAAAUGGGUGCGGGAGCAGUGGGAGCUGGCACAAUAGCUGGCGCAGAAGCCAUGAACCGUGGCUUGGGAAACCAACAAUCCGACGACGCAAGCCCUCAAGCCCCUGUUGAUCCCUAUCAAAACGAUGGUAACGUCAAUCCAUCACAAGGAGAUACCUGGGGCGAGCAAAGUCCUUGGGGUGAACAAAAUCCUUGGGCCCAGCAACCACAACAACAAGAUGAUCCUUGGGGCAACCAAGGAGGGUCUGAUGGUGGUGAUAGUGGAGGCGAUGGAUUUGAUUUCGAUGAUUUCUUUUAG